CACAUCCACAACAUGGGAUAUGUCCACCAUGACAUCAAACCCGAUAACAUCUUAUUCGUCGAUGGAGAAGCGAAGAUAGCCGACUUCGGUGUUGCGAUGAGGGCAGCAGAGGAAUCCACCAAGGGAUACAUUAGAGGAACGCCGUUUGACGAGCUGUCGGAGAUCCCCGUGGAGAUGUCGGAGGAGGGUAAGAAUUUUUUUUGUUGUUGUUUCCAGAAAGAUCCAACCAAUCGCUGGACUGUAGAAAUUUUAUUAACGCACCCAUUCAUAACCUCUUCCUAUUCAGAAUUGAAAUCAGAAGCGGAAGUCAUUGUUUGCUCUGUUUUGGACCCAACUCGCAGAAGUGUGUUGAGUUACUCAUUUGCGAAGACAUUAAUUCCACCGACUCCUCCAAAACCUUUGAAACCGCUGAAUUCGUUUUUGAUAUUUGAAGCAGUGAGAGAGAUGAUAAUGGAAUUGGCAAUUAAAAACCGGCCGGACUAG
Messenger RNA from Phalaenopsis equestris, 483 nucleotides. Its product is annotated as serine/threonine-protein kinase pakH-like. Lineage: Eukaryota; Viridiplantae; Streptophyta; Magnoliopsida; Asparagales; Orchidaceae. The transcript has 2 exons. The record is from RefSeq and is a predicted model, not a curated record. Gene Ontology annotation, molecular function: ATP binding; protein kinase activity. Gene Ontology annotation, biological process: protein phosphorylation. The annotation marks the transcript as partial.